Messenger RNA from Adelges cooleyi (spruce gall adelgid), 1156 nucleotides. RefSeq lists its product as uncharacterized. Lineage: Eukaryota; Metazoa; Arthropoda; Insecta; Hemiptera; Adelgidae. Bases 248 to 1144 code for a protein of 298 amino acids. The record is from RefSeq and is a predicted model, not a curated record. The transcript is spliced from 6 exons.
AAACAAAGACUAGGGUUUGAUUAUAACACUGUGUUCUUUUUUUUUUUCAAAACAACAACAAAUUUAAAGUUAAACCACACUAAUUGUGUUAAAAAAUUUGUUCAAUAUCAUGUUAUUUCAUUCGUUAGAAAAAAAUGGUACGAUAUAAUUUCAAGAUUCAAAAUGCAACUGCCAUUGAAAAACUACAAAUUGGCUACAACGUUAUGACAGUUCAUGGACCACAACUUUAAAGUGUUAUGAAAUAAUCAUGAACGUUCGAGGAGCUGCAGCAUCGAGUAGCACGCAAUACGAGUACAGUAGUGGCGAAACUUGUAUUCCUCUUACUCAGUUGGAAUUCAACAGAACUUUGGCUGUCCUUAGUGGACGUAGAUCGAUAAGAACUGGUCCUUCGCCGGUUGCCAACAACGGCAGGCAUUGGACUCCCAGCAGAAGUCGGGAAAACGCGGAGACGGUGAAAUACAUCCAACAGGUGGUACAGGCGUGCAAAAUCGUCAAACCAUGGACCGGAGAGGAAACGGCUCAAACGCAACCGUUGAGAUCGUCGGUUAAGAUAAAAAUGAACCAAUUGCCUAGAAUUAUGCAAAAAAUCCUCAGUAAUAGAAUACGAAAUAGCAAAGAGCAAAGGGAGACAGACUGUUGGACACCGAGCGAGUUUGUUAAUGAUUCUUUAUUUUGGCAUAAUUUUUACAGACGUUUUCAUCGUUCAACUGAUUUAAUUUUGAGUGCAAGUCUAUGCCAAGAAGCACAGAACUGGGCCAACUAUUUAGCACACACAGACACGUUCGCUUAUCAAAACAAAACAGUGUACGGCCAGAAUUUGUUUUGCAGAAAGCUGACCGAUAAAGCCAAUAAUUUAAAUGGAAAAGAAGCCGUCCGUGAAUGGUAUUCAACUUCAAAAGUGUUUAAACCUAGAAAUAAUUCCAAAAUGUUUUCUGCCAAUAUUAAUUCCGGUCCUUUUACACAACUUAUAUGGGCAGACACUAAACAGCUGGGAGUAGGAAAAUCGAUUAGCCGGUCUGGAAGAUUGUUUGUCGUAGCAAAUUAUUAUCCAAAAGGAAAUAUCAACGGACAGUAUUCAAAUAACAUACAUGUGAAUAAGUACUUCGAGUGUUUUAAAACCAGCAAAUUGGAUUUAAUGCAAUAAUUGUUUUUAAAU